UAAAAUCCUAUAAACAGUGAACCACGUCGAGCUAUGCAUUUCAAAGUUGAAUAAUGAAUUAAGUAUACUAGCGAAAGUUCUUAAAAUGUUCAAACUUUCGAAAAUAUUCCAACCAUCGUUGGUAGUACCAAAAAAUGCGGUCAUCAAGAAUCAAGACGUUACAUCUAAAAGCCAGAAGCUUAUGCUAGAGCAAGGCCUCAUCCGUCAAGCCGGCAAUGGAACCUUCUACCUGUUGCCACUCCUGCAGCGCUCACUGCAAAAGGCAGUCGAAUUGGUUGACCUCUAUAUGCAGCGAUAUGUCGACGCGGAGAAGCUCACACUGCCAAUACUGACCUCAGCCGACUUAUGGCACAAAAGCGGUCGACUUGAAAGCGCGGGGGCCGAACUAAUGCAGACCACCGACCGACAUGGGAAAAGACAAAUCCUGGGUCCGACCCACGAAGAAAGCAUAACGGCACUGCUAGCAGCGGUUUCCCCGGUAUCCUACCGGCAGUGUCCACUCAGACUAUACCAAAUAUCCUCCAAAUUUCGGGAUGAACUGAGGCCUCGCUUUGGAUUGAUGCGAUCGAAAGAGUUUGUCAUGAAAGAUUUAUACACGUUCGAUGUCGGAUUGGCUGAAGCUCGGCGUACGUAUGAAGAAGUCGGUGAAGCGUACGUAAAGCUGUUCGAGGCUAUUGGAGUGCCUUAUGUGAAGGUGAGUGGAGAUUCCGGAGUCAUGGGCGGAUCGGUUUCUCACGAGUAUCACUUUCUCAGUGAGGUUGGGGAGGAUCAACUGAUUUGUUGUGAUACAUGUGGGAUGAGAUGCAACCAGGAACUGUUCCAAGGUGACAAUAAAUGUGACCGUUGUGGUCAUGAAAAUAUUGUGAGGCAUUCAGGUAUUGAAGUAGCACAUGCAUUUAUACUCGAGGAUAAGUACAGUAAAGUGUUGGGAGCCAAAUUUAUGAAGCCACACGGGAAACCAGGCACACUUCAAAUGGGUUGCUAUGGAGUCGGUAUCACUCGUCUGAUAGCAGCCGGUGUAGAAGUUCUCUCCAGUGAAAAGGAUAUUCGAUGGCCGUUUGCAUUGGCUCCGUUUAAAGUUUGUUUAAUACCUCCUAAAAGCGGAAGCAAGGAAGAAGCACUCGUUGCUCAUUGGGCGGAAAAACUUAUUUCUGAACUAGGUAGAUUGCCCGACCUAAGGUCCGACAUCUUGAUCGACGACCGAACAAACACUACCAUAGGAAAGCGGCUGAUGGAAGCUAAAAAGACAGGAUAUCCGAUUACCAUAGUUAUAGGUCCAAAGGCAUCCGAAGAAGGCAAUGAGCUCUUCGAAAUUCACAAUCAAAUGGAUGAGAAGAUGUCACUGCUUAAUUUCAGUGACACAUUAACCGAGAUAAAAAGAAUUUGUGAUAAAUAUGUGCAAUAAAAAAUCUACAAAUUCACAUCAAACCAUUCAGAACUAAGCUGAUCUCCGUGAGAAAGUAAGUUUUUAUUAAAAACGCCAACAGCACGAUGACAGCCGAUUUAGUCCACGAGCAGCUGCUGAUCACGGAAUGAAUUUGGAUUAAGGAAAUCACGAAGUAGAUCACCACAAGCA
Molecule: messenger RNA, 1576 nt
Organism: Toxorhynchites rutilus septentrionalis
Lineage: Eukaryota; Metazoa; Arthropoda; Insecta; Diptera; Culicidae
Gene: ProRS-m
Product: probable proline--tRNA ligase, mitochondrial
Exons: 4
Coding region: 86-1405 (439 amino acids)
Biological process (GO): prolyl-tRNA aminoacylation
Cellular component (GO): mitochondrion; cytoplasm
Molecular function (GO): proline-tRNA ligase activity; ATP binding
Source: RefSeq, a predicted model, not a curated record